GGACCCUCGAGCCAGGACAGCUGUUCUGAAAGCAUCGAGCAGCGCAACUGUUGCAACCACCAACCGUCGUUCGCUCACCCAAACGUGUCUUUGUAAAAUAACAUGUCGCGGACCUUGGCGGUAGACUUUGGUACAUAAUAUCCGUCCAACAUGAGGCGUUCUUUUCUCUGGCUCAUCCUGCUGUUGCAGGCGGCUGUUGUCUUCUGUUCCGACGAGCAAAAGAUCUUGCAUGGCCACGAAAAGACUGAUGGAGAGAGCAAAGAAGGACACGCGAAAAUACAAACAGAUGUUCUCCCUGAACACCACAAACCCCCUCCGAGGCAGCCCGGAGCAGAACUGGUUGACCUCGCCUUCGAAAAGCUGGCCAAGCUUCCACCCCGAACCUACCCGAGACGUGAACGUCGUUACACUCUUGUCUGGACUGUUCUCAGAUAUGCUCUCAAGUUUGUACCUAGUCUUAAGGCUGCUCCAGUCCCCGGCAGCAACCUAGUACAGGAUACCAAGGUCACCGGGCCACUGUUGGAAGCCGUGAAACUUCUGGAACAAUCCGCGCUGCAAAACAACACUGAUGCGCUCUAUCUCUUGGCCGACAUGAACUUCUACGGCAACUACACCUACCCGAGAGACCUCAAGGUCGCCUUCGAUCACUACCAAACCCUUGCGACGCUCCAUGGCAACCGCACGGCGCAGUACAUGAUCGGCAUUUACUAUGCGACUGGGAUCGGGCAUGUCGUUGCACCCGACCAGGCAAAGGCAUUGCUUUACUACUCGUUCGCUGCGAUACAGGGCGACACCCGCGCCGAGAUGGCCGUUGCUUACCGACACCACAGCGGCAUUGCGACACCGAAGAAUUGUGAGGUGGCAACCAAGUACUACAAGAGGGUGGCAGACAAGGCAAUCGAAUGGUAUCGAUCGGGCCCCCCCGGUGGCAUGGCAUGGGUGGUGGAGUCGUACCGUAUUGCUGACGAGCUUGGCGGAGUCUACGGCGAGGGUGCGAGUGCCUCAAGUGCAGGUAUGAACGCCAUCAAAGUUAGCCCCAACUCAGACGCCAAUGCCGCCAUCGACGACGUUAUCGAGUAUCUCGACCUCAUGUCGCAAAAGGGCGAUGCAAAGGCUUCCUACAAUUUAGGACGGAUCUAUUAUGAGGGGCAGCGAGGACUGGACCGGGAUUUGGAUCUUGCUCGCAAGUACUUCUUCACUGUGGCCAAGAGAUACUGGAAAAAAGAUGGCCGCAUCAUGGAAAACCAUAAGCAGGGCAUUGAGAAGACGGCGAGCAAAGCCGCCGGCUUCAUCGGCCGCAUGUACCUCAGGGGCGAUGGUGUCGACCAGAGCUUCGACCAAGCUAAGAGAUGGUUUGAGCGAGGUAUCUCGCACGGAGACGCCCAGUCCCAGCAUGGUCUUGGUCUUAUGAUGCUUCAUGGGUACGGAAUGCCCAAGAACAUAGCCAUGGCCACCGACCUCUUCAAGACAGCGGCGGAACAGGACUAUGCGCCGUCCCAAAUCGAGUUGGGCGUUCUCUACUUGGACCAAGGUGGGGCUGAAGAUGUUCGAAUUGCCAACAACUAUUUCGAGCUCGCUGCCAGGUACGGUCAAAUCGAGGCACACUACUACCUUGCUGAGAUGGUUUACAAUGGCGUAGGCCGCGACAAGACGUGCUCCAUGGCACUAGGGUACUACAAGAACGUCGCUGAGAAGGCAGAGCCCCUCGUCUCUUCGUGGGCCGAAGCAAACCAGGCCUAUUACUACGGCGACGAGGAGCUGGCAUUUCUGGAGUAUGUCAUGGCGGCAGAACAGGGCUACGAGCGCGCGCAGAACAACGUCGCGUUCAUUCUUGACCCCGUUCAGUCGAGACUUCCGUUGCCGGACUGGCUACCCAUCCCCGAAUGGCUCGGUCUCCGACGCACCCGUUCAAGCCUACUGGAUAACCAGAGACUUGCUCUAACGUACUGGACUAGGUCAUCCAGACAGUCGAAUGUUGAUUCUCAGGUCAAGAUGGGUGACUACUACUUUUACGGCAUCGGAUCCGAGCCGGAUGUGAACAAGGCCGUGCAAUGCUACACUGGCGCUUCGGACUACUCGCAAAGCGCUCAGGCUCUCUGGAACCUGGGCUGGAUGCACGAGAACGGCAUCGGUCUGACCCAAGAUUUUCAUCUCGCCAAGAGAUAUUACGAUCAAGCCCUUGAGGUCAACGAAGAGGCAUACCUCCCCGUCACCCUCAGUCUUUUGAAACUACGUCUCAGAAGCGCCUGGAACACCUUUACCCACGGUCCAAUUCAUUCCAUCCAGGACGACCCUAAGCCCAAGAAGGACUGGUCCCUUGGCGAGUGGAUCGCCAAUUUUCUACAGGACGACCAGUCGUACUACGAUGACGCGUACUAUGAGGACAUAUUUGAUGACACCAUUGGCGGCACCGGCCCUGACGGCAACCCGCUCGAGGACGACGGCAUCGUCGAAAGCCUUAUUAUAGUCUUCAUCGCCUUGUCGCUCGUGCUUCUGCUUUACUACCGCCAGCAGAGACAACAACAGCACAGGCGUGAGGAAGAGGAGCGGCGCCGUCGCGAGGGCCAGCCUGCGGUCCCCGUGUUGCAGGGGCAGCAGCAAGACCGGGGUCUAUUUCCGCAGCCCGGUAACCCGGAGUGGAACAACUGGGUCGCUGGUGGUAUCGGACAUUGAAAAUGUGACUCCUGGAUGUACGAUUGCACGGAUAAAGCGGAAGAUUAAGAAUCUACAUAGCUGCACGAGGGAGAGGACGAUAAAGCAUAAUAAGCGCUGGCGUUUGGGAACCGUACUAAGACUAGGACAUGUAUUUCUUGAGUGGCUCGUUACAACUCCACAGGUUUCUUGAUUGCCUUUGCGGAUUGCGUGACAGUCACAACCAUUUGCACUGCUACCGGUGCGCGCUUGGCAGUUCUUUCCCUGCAUAAUCCCUAGAUUUGAAGGGUUCCAACAUCACCGAGACAAAUGAGUUACAGUCAACCUGAACAAGGUCUGGGGGUCGUUUGCCUGGUUCCUUUUUGUCGCAGAAAUGCCCCUAAGUCGAAUUUGGGUCAAACAAACAACAGCUCUCAUCAAACGGCGGCGCAUCAAGCACGGACGUUUACAUAUGGAUGAGCUAGCUCCAUAUUCAUUAGUUUCAAAUAUCGUGCCGCAUCGUGUGAAGGAU
This is a messenger RNA of Colletotrichum navitas, 3163 nucleotides long. RefSeq lists its product as uncharacterized. NCBI's taxonomy places the organism in Eukaryota, Fungi, Ascomycota, Sordariomycetes, Glomerellales, Glomerellaceae. Gene Ontology annotation, biological process: ERAD pathway. Gene Ontology annotation, molecular function: protein binding. The record is from RefSeq and is a predicted model, not a curated record. The transcript is spliced from 4 exons. Bases 151 to 2673 code for a protein of 840 amino acids. Gene Ontology annotation, cellular component: endoplasmic reticulum membrane.